This is a messenger RNA of Saprolegnia parasitica CBS 223.65, 914 nucleotides long. RefSeq lists its product as hypothetical. Gene Ontology annotation, molecular function: flavin adenine dinucleotide binding; catalytic activity. Bases 152 to 778 code for a protein of 208 amino acids. Gene Ontology annotation, cellular component: mitochondrion. The transcript has 4 exons. NCBI's taxonomy places the organism in Eukaryota, Oomycota, Saprolegniomycetes, Saprolegniales, Saprolegniaceae. The record is from RefSeq and is a predicted model, not a curated record.
CGGCGUGAUCACCAAGCUCUCGGUGCUCACGCCGCCGCGCUCGACAGCGGUCAACGUCGCGCUCCUUGGCUGCGAAACGUUCGAGGACGUCAAGAAAGCCUUUGUGCAGGCCAAGAAGAACCUCGGCGAGAUCCUCUCGGCCGUCGAGUUUAUGGACCGCGCGUCGCUCGACAUGGUCAUGUCGCAGCAGCCGUCGCUUUCGGAUCCGUUGAGCUCCAACUGCCCUUUCUACGUGCUCUUGGAGACCUCGGGCUCGAACGAGACGCACGACAUGGAGAAGCUCGAGGGGUACCUCGAGCAGGUCAUGGAGGCCGGCACGGUCGUCGACGGUACCGUGGCCCAGGACGCAGCGCAAGCCAAGAAGCUCUUUGGCAUUCGCGAAGACAUUACGCUCUCGCUGAGCUCGCGCGGCCACGUGUACAAGUACGACCUCUCGAUCCCGAUCGAUGAGUACUAUGCGAUCGUCGACGACACGCGCGCCGCACUCGCGAGCCAUGACGCCAAGGUCGUGGCGUUUGGGCACCUCGGCGACUGCAACAUCCACCUCAACAUCUCGACGCUCGCGUACGACGACGCAGUGCAAAAGGCGCUCGAGCCCUUCCUCUUUGAGUGGACAGCCAAGCGCCGGGGCAGCAUCAGCGCCGAGCAUGGCAUUGGGACGCACAAGCCGCACUUUCUGCACUUGUCCAAGUCGCCCGAGGCCAUCCGCAUGAUGCAGCAAAUGAAGCGCGUGUUUGAUCCGAACGGCAUCCUCAACCCGUACAAGGUGUUGCCAUAAGUUUACAAUCGGAUGUACCACUACAUACUGUCGCUUUUCUUGCGGUCAUGGCGACCGCGGUGGCAUCGCCGUCGCCAGUGUUAAAUCCAAGUGUGAAAAGCGCACCGACCCAAAAAUGCGUUCCGGCAGCUCGACG